UAAGUGCGGUGACACGUCUGAUUUUACCUGUAAACGGUAAUCAUCUGUACAAUAUGACGCAGCAAAGAAAAACCGUGCACAAGGAUCUACAAUAUGAACGAAAUAGGUGUACGUUUGAUCCUGUGGAAGUUACCUAUUUUCUCGAUGGUAGUCCAGAAAAAACGAAGCAACGCCGUGAUCAAGAACAAUAUAUAUCGGAUGUUCUGGUGUUAAAAGAAAAUAUGUCAAUGAGAUAUAAGAGCUAUAAAGAAGUAUAUGAAGAUUCUCUACGAAUUGCCCGCGCUGUUCUUUCCAAAAUUAAAAAAUUACAACUUUCGAAAAUAGAGGAAUAUGAAUUUGUUCACGGCAUCUUCAGCGAAAGACUUGGAUCUGCACUAUUCCAAGACGGAAAUCCAUUGUCUCUGCAUUAUGGUAUGUUUCUACCCACACUUAUGGGACAAGCAAAUUCUGAACAGCAAGCAUAUUGGAUAAACAGAGCUUGGACCGGCGAUGUUAUAGGAACAUAUGCUCAGACUGAAUUAGGCCAUGGAACGUUUCUCAGGGGUUUGGAAACUACGGCAACGUACGAUCCGGAAACGAAAGAGUUUGUUUUGAAUAGUCCAACUUUGACAUCUUACAAAUGGUGGCCAGGCGGAUUGGGCCACACUGCAAAUCAUGCAAUAGUCGUUGCGCAAUUAUACACCCAGGGAGAAUGUAGGGGAAUUCAUCCGUUUGUUGUACAAUUAAGAGACGUGGAGACACAUGAACCUUUAAAGAACAUUAUCAUUGGUGAGAUUGGUGCAAAAUUAGGAAUGAACGGUGUGAACAAUGGCUUUCUCGGAUUUCGUAAUUAUAGGAUACCACGGAAGAAUAUGUUGAUGAAGAAUUCCAAGGUACUAGAAGAUGGAACAUAUGCAAAAUCUGCAAAUGACAAGUUAACGUAUGGUACGAUGGUGUUCGUUCGAGUAAUGUUGCUGCAGGACCUUCUACACUAUUUAUCCAAAGCUGUUACUAUUGCGGUUCGAUACAGCGUAGUAAGACGUCAGGGUCAAAUAAAUGCGGAACAACCAGAGGUGCAGAUUCUCGAUUACGUAACGCAACAAUACAAAAUCUUCCCUCAUAUUGCCACAUGUUUCGCAAUAAAAGUUACUGCCAUUUGGCUUUUGGAUAUGUAUAAAACGGUACAAAGUCAAUUGCACCAGGCUGAUUAUAAAAAACUACCGGAGUUGCAUUCUUUGUCAUGUUGCCUAAAAGCAGUUGUAUCCGCAGAUACAGCAGCUGGAAUAGAGCAACUUCGGUUAUCUUGUGGUGGACAUGGAUACAUGACUGCCAGCAAUCUGCCAGUACUCUAUGGAUUUGCGACCGCAGUCUGUACUUACGAAGGGGAAAAUACAGUCCUACUUUUGCAAACAGCUAGGUACCUCGUAAAAUCAUGGAAACAAGCUAUGGGUGGUAAGCCACUGCCAGAAUCUGUAGAGUAUCUUAACGAAGCAGCGAAAGGAGUAAAACAUUGUCGUUGGAGUAACGAUUUGGAAUGUCUGAUUGAUGCGUAUAACGCGGUAGCUGCAGGAUCUAUUCGUUUAGCAGCAGAACAUUUGGAUCGCAGAAUACGUGAUGGAGUUCCGACGGCGGAGGCGUGGAACCAAACGAGCAUCGAACUAACUCAGUGUGCGGAAGCUCAUGCUCGAGUCUUCAUUGUAAAAACAUUUGCAAAUGAUAUUAAACAGUUAAACUCGAAGUCUGAAGAAUUUCGUCAAGUAAUGUUUCAACUCUGCGAACUGUAUAUCGUAUAUUGGGCUUUGAGAAACGUUGGUAAUUUUCUUCGGUUUUCUUCUAUGCAGGAAGAGCAUGUUCAGACACUUCAUUCACGCUUGGAAUAUUUGCUGAUGACAAUCCGUCGAAAUGCUGUAGGAAUCGUGGAUGGUUUCGAUUUCGAUGACCAUAUUCUUUGUUCGGCUUUGGGUGCUUACGAUGGUAACGUUUAUGAACGAUUGUUUCAAGAAGCCAUGAAGAGCCCUCUGAACCGUGAAAGUGUAAACAUAUCUUUUGAAAAAUACUUAAAACCAUUUCUUAAGAGUAAUUUAUAGUGUAAUCUUUCUUCAUUUUUAGAGGAAAAUGUAAAUCAAUGUAAAUGUAAAUAAUGUAGUUAUCUAUAUUGUAUAUCGUAUGUGGUGAUUGAACUUUGACAGUUUAAUAUUUUAUAAAUCGACAUCCCAUAAAUAACAUGAUUGGUCGUUGAAAAAUACAAUUGUAACAUUAUAUCAUAUUAGCAAUAUAGAAAGAAUGAGUACGUGUUCGUUUGCUCAUUUUUUUGAGAGUUAGUAUUUAACAAAAAAGAGAAGGAAUGAACGUAAUUUUGUAUUAUUCUUAUGAACUCUCAUUGUAGAUAUUUAAUUUAUGUAAUGGACCAUCGCUGUAAUAAUUUCGAAUGGACGCGUGAUAGAGAUUUUAUUUGUAAGAGAAACGUUUUAGGAUUGUGCGAUCAUUCUCGGAUAAGAUGUUUUAAAUAUGUUGUGAAAAAUGACAUGUUCCAUAUAGUAUUUGUAAUUAGCAAAGUGAUAUUUUCAAUUACACAAGUGUCUAUUUUUCUUGUUAAACCUGUAACGUAUCAAAGAAAAUUACAUUUUAAAAUUGAAAAGUUCUCAUACGGCACAGUGUUUAUUUACAGAAUAGGAGCGAUGACAUACAUUAUUGUUCGUUAUACUAACAUAGUGCAAUUAUUGUUAAUUUCUGUUAAUAAUAACGUGUCUUGUUAACUUAAACGCCCACAAUGGAAAUAACGCGAAUGAAAUGUAAUUUGUGAGAUUCAUUGGUACCGCUGCGGUAUCAUGAUCAAUUCGUGUAUGUAUAGUACAUCCAACGAGUAUCAAGUACGUGAUAUUUCGAAACAGAAAUAUUCCAAGAACGUUAAUUUAUUCGCUAUUUUUAUGAGAUAUGAUUAUUGCCUAUAUAAGUAACGGAAUUGCGAAUAUAAAUAAUAUAAUAAGCAAAAUUACGAGACAAAUUCUUGAUCAUUAACAAUUGUUCAUUUUAAACUUUCACUUGUUGGGCAUACUACACGUAGAUGAUAGGUCCUAGGAACUUCAUGGAUGGACCGAUAGAAUCGUCAUACUCAUAUGUGUA
Molecule: messenger RNA, 3102 nt
Organism: Bombus terrestris (buff-tailed bumblebee)
Lineage: Eukaryota; Metazoa; Arthropoda; Insecta; Hymenoptera; Apidae
Product: probable peroxisomal acyl-coenzyme A oxidase 1
Exons: 11
Coding region: 54-2066 (670 amino acids)
Biological process (GO): lipid homeostasis; fatty acid beta-oxidation using acyl-CoA oxidase
Cellular component (GO): peroxisome
Molecular function (GO): fatty acid binding; FAD binding; acyl-CoA oxidase activity
Source: RefSeq, a predicted model, not a curated record